Molecule: messenger RNA, 3401 nt
Organism: Aspergillus eucalypticola CBS 122712
Lineage: Eukaryota; Fungi; Ascomycota; Eurotiomycetes; Eurotiales; Aspergillaceae
Exons: 4
Coding region: 302-3151 (949 amino acids)
Molecular function (GO): S-adenosylmethionine-dependent methyltransferase activity
Source: RefSeq, a predicted model, not a curated record
AGAGCGAGCGCUACCGGUCACCAAAGGUGAUCUUCACCUUACCCCGUCUCGGUCGGAUUCUUCACCACCUUUUUCUUUGUGUUUUGUGUUUCUGUCAAGUUAUUGUGUUCUCAGUUCUGGUAGCUGGGUAAUCAUUCGUUCUGCUAAUUCUCUGAUAAUCGUUGAACCGUUGAUCGGUGUCAACUGCAAUCGGGAUACCCUAGCUGCUUCGUUGGAUAUACGUUGUCUACUGCAUCAUACCCUGCAUCCCAUAUCGUAAUCGAAAGAAGGAUAACACUAGCAUCGGGCACAUUUGGGCAUCAUGACGGACGUAUACCGUCCCGCAACGGGCAGAUGCCCACCUCUGCGACAGGUGCGAGGAACGAGGCUUGAUACGAUAGUAGAGGACGCGCGCGAGGCGCAUUAUGCAGACUCUACAAAGCCUGUUGCAUCCAGUGCCAAGCAGACAACACCAAAGGCACCGCAACCUCCACAGCCACCACAGCUGAAGCUCAAGACCAGCGGGCUUUCAUCAGGGUCUCGACUGCCUCGAUUCUUCUCGCCAAUAUCCGCAGGCUCCGUCUCCUCUUGUUCAGACACUGAAUGGCAGCGUCAGAUGCAGCCGUUUGAAGACCUGUACGAUGCAACGGAUGACGAUUCGGACAUCAGUGAUGAGUGCACUUCCUUCGCUAGCACCCGACCAACAAGUUUGGUGACACCCACGACGCGUACUUCAGUUUUUUCUCCGGUCUCCCGCAGCCGGUACCCCAAGCUCCCCGAUCCCGCCAACUCCCCGCCGAAGAUACCUGUCUCCCCUGCUGCCCUGUCAAUGCUUGCCCAUUCGGUGCCGGCCGUGCAUGCCCCGCCGUCCUUGGACGGCAGUGUCUCCUCUGACCAGGUGUCGAACAUCAGUGCUCCAGCAACUCCUGACCUGCAGUCCCUUCCAGACAACGACUGGACUGCGCAAGAUGUGCAUGUUCGUCACGAGCUAGAAGAUUCGCAGGAUGAAGAUCUUGAGGCGGAGCCGGAUACCCAAAGCAUUCAGAUCGCUAUUGAGAGCGCCAACGAGGACUGGCGGCAGGUCCUAGGCAGGUUUCCACGGAUCCCGGGCGGCCAGUCGACCGCGUCGUCAAUUGACCUGGAUGCGGAGCCAGUAAGGGGAGAUACACCAUCUGACCGGGGCGUAUCUCUUCCUGCAGAUGCCUUGGAGACACUGAGGCACAUCUCACUCGAUGGAACUCCAGAUCCCUGGUCGGAAACUUCCGAGUCCAACGAAGAGAUGUGGCAGAUCCGUAUGCCUCCAGAACGCCCGCGCAGUGCCGACGAUGCCACCCCGGCGUCGGAAAUCUCAGGGUAUAGUUUCAGCAGGCUGAGCAUACCCUCACCUGGUGGCUUCUUUGCUUCACUGGGUCCACGAGCACGUCACACCUGGUCUAUCCCCUGUGGAAAUAAACCGCCGACUUCUGCCACUGCCGAGAGCUUUUACAAGCUACCGUUCUCCCGGACCGAAGGGGAGGUAGUUGAGCAUGUCAUAGAGUACCCCGAACGGACGACAGAAGAACAACUGACAGCCGUGUAUGAUCCCAUCGGACCACCCACCGCUAUCAGAAUUCCCGAGGAAAAGACGCCCAAAUUAUUCGAUCAAUUCAAUGAUCAAGCAUGCUCUGAGGAUGAUGCUAUGGACGAUGCUCUUCCGCCCAUUGGCCCGGACGAUCAGGACGAACGAGACGAGGACUAUGAGAGCGAACUAAAGCAAAAGGCAAUGUCGGGUUUGGACCGGACCAGCGAUUGGUUGGCAGCCCAGGCUUCUUACCUUUCAGCUCUUAAUGAGACCAAUCCCGUGAACAUGUUGGAUGAAGAGGCUUACAACGAGGAAGCUGGGCCCAAGACCGACCGGCAAUCACCCAAACAGUUAAGCCGGAAGCAGUCGGUUCGUUUUGCCAAAGCUCUUCCAGAAGCACCCAGCUCUCGCCCCUCUUUACUAGCGAGUAGAGACUCCAUAUACUGGCGCGGAUUCAAGGCGGUCCAGCAACAGUCCGGCAGUCGGGACACCUUUGUGCAUCGGAACACGAGAUUUGAUGCUGUUCAAUCUGUCCGACUGGGCUUAACAGAUGCGCACAUCAAGCGUUUGCGUGGAAACUAUGAGAUCGCUCGUCCGGAACGUCCAGCUUAUAAAGGGCCCUUCUCAUUGGCGCCUCGCAACUCAACAAUGGACUCGGCUCUGGCAGAAAAGGCCCAGUUCUCCAUAGUCGAGAAGGAGCAGACUGUGUUGUCUCAAAUUCGUCAACCAAUGUGGGCCAUGGAUGCUCUGAGAUAUAUCAACGGGGGUCGCCUCAUUGUGAGUCCUGCUCUGAAGCAGCUGUCCAGCACGCGUAAACGAACUCCCCGUCAACUACGGAUCCUCGACCUCGGCGGACACGCCUCAUGCGAAUGGGCUUGGCAACUAGCUCACGAAUAUCCUCAUGUUAAAGUUUAUACCGUCUUUACUGAGCAUCAGGAGGUCAACCCAGGCAUCAAAGGACCUCCCAAUCACCGGCAUCUUCCUGUAUCCCAACUGUGGAAAUUGCCGUUCGCCGACAAUAAGUUCGAUGUGAUAUCAGCCCGCUCUCUUCCUGCUUUGUUGAAGAAAGAAUGCCCGUCUGGGGAGGCCCAAGACCAGUAUGACCUUUGCCUGAAAGAAUGUCGACGUUGCCUCAAGCCAGGUGGUUACUUGGAGUUCUUUGUCAUGGAUGCAGAAAUCACACGUGCUGGCCCGCAGGCAUCUGCCAGGUCAGCUGAAUUUGCGUCCGGUCUCAGGGCUCUGGGUUACGACCCGACACCAACCAAAGGCUUUCUCAGUCGCUUGCAGAAGAACUUCGCGGAUGUAAAACGAGCCUGGAUGUUCCUACCUAUGGGUACUGAGCCGGUCAAGCCUGAACCGCCUAGGGAGACACCCGAUCCGAGGGUGAAGAGUCUCAUUGAAGAAUGCGAAGCGGUACAAGGCCCAGUCGGGAGCACGGCAGAUGUCGCCAGUGUUACGGGUGUGCUAGGUGGCUGGAUCUGGGAACAAUGGCUUGUAAAAUUGCAAACGGAGCUGGGAAUGGAUCAACAAGACCUGCUGGCAGGCAUUGGGAGCUGGACCUGCUUGUCGGGGUGGGCAAUGAAACCGAGGUCGAAGAAGAAGAAGCGCUGAGCCGUGCUUCUCCGUCCAUUCUCUUUUCAUUCGACGCCGAGGUUUCAUUCGGGCUGCCCAAGGUACACUAUGAACCCCAAGCUGCCCUGGUGGCGCAUCUAAUGUAAUAGCGGGAGUUGUGUCUUUCUUAUCGCUCUUUUCAAAUACCCCUUUGUUUUUGCGGAACGAGAGAUGAUGAAUGCAGAUUAAUGGCUGGUGGACACUAGGUUGGAUAGCUGUUGACAAUGACACUCACUUGAUACCCAUGCAG